AUGAAGACUUUCGCUGUACUCCUCCUGUUCGCUGUGGCUAACGCCAAGCACGAACAAUAUCAAGGAUGGAAAUCGUAUUUUGUCAAACCUGCCAACAAAGUACAGCUGCAGGUAUUAUCUUCUGUCGUUCAGAAAUAUGGCAUCGACUUUUUAAGUGAUCCAGCUGUAGAGCGAAACGGACUUGCGCUAGUAAAACCUGAACUACAUGAAUAUUUCAUUAAGUCUCUGGAAGAUCACGGCAUCGCUUACAAGAUUCACGCUGAAGAUGUAAAAGCGCAACUGGACAUCGACGAUAAGUUGAUUGAGACGAGACGUCGCGAAAGCAGCCAAAAGCAAAACGGAACAAUUUCUUUUGAUAACUAUUUGGAACUUGAGGAGAUCUAUGACUAUAUUGAUUACGUUGCUGAACAAUACCCUAACCUGGUAACUAUUGUAUCCCCUGGAAACACAUUCGAAGGUCGCCCAUUAAAAUAUUUAAAAAUUUCAACGACAAACUUUGAAGAUGAACAUAAGCCAAUCAUUCUCAUUGAUGCUGGUUUCUUCGGUCGGGAUUGGAUCACUCCUUCUACAGCAUUAUAUGCACUUCGUAACCUUACUCAGUCUGAUAUGCUACAUGAUUACGACUGGAUUAUAGUACCCGUAGCCAACCCCGAUGGAUAUAAAUAUUCCUUUACAAAUGAUCGUUUUUGGAUUAAAACUCGCUCUACUGAUCAACAUUUAUUAAGUAAUUAUUGCCCUGGCGUAAAUGUCAACAGAAACUUUGACUUCUUCUGGAAUACCAUAGAUUCUAGUGAUACACCCUGUGCUAAUAACUACGCCGGUAGCAAACCCUUCUCCGAGAAAGAGACGUUUCUUCUGAAAGAAAGUCUCGGCGAUUUUAUUCCUCGUGUAGUACUUGAUAUCAGUUUGAACAGUUAUGGAAGCUUAAUUCUUUAUCCUUGGGGACAUGAUGGCUCUCUCUCCAACCACGCUUUUGCUCUACAAAGUGUAGGGGUUUCCAUCGCGGAUACCAUCUAUGUAAAUUCCUUACCCGAUUUUCCUAGAUACACUGUUGGGAAUUCUGUCUUAGUCACCAAAAUCGAAUCAUCAGGUACUGGGAUCGACUAUGCUCACAAGUUAGGAAUACCAUUGACUUUCAACAUAAGACUGCCAGGUAUUGGAGAAGGUACAGAAGGAUUCCAUUUGGAUCCUAAGUAUAUAGAACAGGUAGCAAAAGAAACAUGGGAUGGAAUCGUAGUCGGCGCUAGAAGAGCUGCAGAGUUAUUUGGAAGGACAAGAAAGUAA
Molecule: messenger RNA, 1284 nt
Organism: Parnassius mnemosyne (clouded apollo)
Lineage: Eukaryota; Metazoa; Arthropoda; Insecta; Lepidoptera; Papilionidae
Source: the annotation of a GenBank genome assembly